Brassica oleracea var. oleracea is the source of this 1102-nucleotide messenger RNA. RefSeq lists its product as uncharacterized. NCBI's taxonomy places the organism in Eukaryota, Viridiplantae, Streptophyta, Magnoliopsida, Brassicales, Brassicaceae. The coding region runs from base 237 to 1040 and encodes 267 amino acids. The record is from RefSeq and is a predicted model, not a curated record. The transcript is spliced from 6 exons.
UUCUCUUUUUCGCAUGGCGAUUCUCUUCGUCUCCCACAAAUCUCCCCGCAAAACGCCUCCGAUGAAAAGGCUUGAACUUCAAUGUUCUCCCUUAAAGCCUCCAUUCAAGAUCCCUACGGCCCUUCCACAUCCCCCCUUCGCCUUAUAUCUAUCUUCCCAUUUAUACCCUUAUCUCUCUUACCUCAGAUCAUACCUUCCAAUCUCCUGCCUCAGAUCGUUAGCUCUAUACCCUAAUCAUGUCGAAAAAGAUCGCAAUCCACACCGGCGAAUCUUCUCCUCCCCUCCUCUUCCGACAAGUUUCACCCGGACCCAGCGAUUCCACCCUGCAGUUUCGGCUUCUUCAUUUCUGGGAUGCUCGCAAGAAUGUCAAAGGAGGACCAGAGAUCCUUCUUGGGAUCGAGAUGCUGAUGAUCGAUACGGAGGGUACUUUGGCUCAGGGGUUCAUCGGUCAGAACCGUCACAACCAGUACGAGAAGGAGCUCCAUCGUGGGAGCAUCUACACGCUGACAAACUGCUAUGCAUCCAACAGCAAGGUGAUGUACCAUGUUGCUGAUCAGAGGCUGGUAAUUUGCAUCUCACACGCUUCUGCCAUGUCGAAGGAUGAAGAAGACAUUGAUGGCAUUUUGAGAGAGCGCUUCAGGGUCCGGUCGUUUUCUGAAUUUGAAGCGAACUGCGAUCUUAGAGGCGAUCUUCACGAUGUUGUUGGCCACCUUAAGCUGGUUGAUGGCCAGGCUCUCCAUCAGCGUCCGGUUUUGUGCACUAAUGAUGACUCAGCUUCUCGGAAAGUGAUGGUCCAUUUGCAGCUUAAAGACGGUCCAGUGAUGAACGUCUUUUUAUGGGACGAGGCCGCUGAAAGUUUCCGCCUCAAGUUUGACGGAAGUGCAGCCACUCCAACUGUUCUAUUGGUCACAACGGUCAAUCCUAAGAGGCUCGGUGGUAAUCUCUCACACUCAAAAUACGAAUUCCUCAUCACUCACAGGCAGGAAAGCAACAGAGUUGAUCGAUGCUUAUGUUCAGGAAAAUGGUGGAGAUGCGGCUGAGAUUGAAGUUCCAUUGCCACAGUGUUUCAUUGAUGCAAUAGGCCAGACAAAGAAAUUCAGGA